AUCCGCACGUCACUUCGCAUGGCCAGACCUCCACCGUGGCCGCGCAAGCUGACCCUUCGCGAUCCGAUGUGGGUACGACAGCACCGUCCUUCAUCUCUGUCAUUGGUGUGUCGUCGAGAACUCCCACUGCCGUAUGCCCAUGCCCAUGGGGUCUAGCUUCGCGGCAACAUGAGCGAAACUUGUGCCAAUCCCCUGCUGUUGGGGUGGAUCAAAGAAUGGCUCGACCAGGCACGAGAGCGCAACAGCAAGGGCGCCAUUGUGUACAAAAAAGCCUAUGAGUCGAUGAAAGCUUGUCCGCUGGCCUUUCAGCAUCCCUCGGAGGCGCAGCAGCUCAAUGGGCUAGGUCCGAAGCUAUGUGAUCGCUUGACUGAGAAGCUCAAGGCCUACUGCGAGGAAAAUGGGCUUCCCAUGCCCGAACACCCCCACAAAUUCUCAGCCGGCAGCAAGAGAGUCUCGGAUGAUGGAACGACAGAGGCCCAGCCGGCAAAGAAACCCAGGAAAACCAAGCCAUAUGUGCCUACCUUGCGGUCUGGCCCUUACGCGAUCAUUUUGGCUCUCGCAACCCUGGAUGAAAAUGCCUCCCAGGGUAUGACGAAAUCACAGCUUAUUGAGACGGCACAACCACAUUGCGAUAGUUCGUUCACGGCGCCGAGCGACCCAUCGAAGUUCCACACGGCGUGGACUUCGAUGAAGACUCUGCUGCAGAAGGAGCUCGUCUAUGACUAUGGCCGUCCUCUGAAAAGAUACGCUCUGACGGAGGACGGAUGGGAGGUUGCCAAGAGGAUGAAGGUGGUCGCUCCGUCGGACCCGAGCCAAAGCACGUUGCCGUUUAGAGCGGAAUCCACUCAGCCCGAUGCAAGCAUUGCAAUCCCUGAUCGCGCAUCAGACAAUGCACGCCCGCAAGCCUCCCGUCAAGAGAGCCUGGAGUAUGAGGAACUUCCUCAAGAGAACCCCAAUACCAACCCUCAUGUCUUUCCGGACUUUGAUGGAGCCGUGACGCCCAUCGUGAUCCCGCCGAACAGCUUCACAGUCCAGCUGGUACUGGACGUGCGCGAAGUGCGGUCUUCCAAAGACAGGGACUAUCUUGCCAACGAGCUCAGCAAGAAGGGAGUCACGCCCGAGGUGCGCGCUCUCGAGCUGGGCGACGUAAUGUGGGUGGCCAAGUUCCACGAUCCCACCUUUCUGUCGCGGUACGGGGAAGAAGGUGACGAGAUGAUGCUGGACUGGAUCGUGGAACGCAAACGCCUCGACGAUCUGAUCGGCUCUAUGAAAGAUGGCCGAUUCCACGAACAGAAGUUCCGGCUCCGGCGAUCCGGGAUCAAGAACGUCAUCUACCUCAUUGAAGAGUUCACCGUCACCCAAGACCUGAACAGCGCCAUGAAAUACAACGAGAUGGUCGCCUCGGCGAUCGCCUCAACGCAAGUCGUCAACGGCUACUUCGUGAAACGAACCAAGAACCUCGACGACUCCAUCCGCUACCUAGCGCGGAUGACCUCCCUCCUCCGUAAGAUGUACGGCACCGCAUCCGGCGAAGCACCCUCCCACACCCUCACCUUAAUCCCCAGUCGCCAACUGUCCUCCUCCGAGUCAUACCUCGAAACCCUGGAGCGCCUCCGCGCAGAGAACCCCAACACCACCGUCGCCGUAACCUUCUCCACAUUCUCCGCCCUGACCUCCAAGUCCGACGUCCUGACCCUCCGCGACGUCUUCCUGAAGAUGCUCAUGUGCAUCCGCGGCGUGACCGGGGAGAAGGCCCUGGAGAUCCAACGCCGCUGGCAGACCCCGCAGGCCUUCCUCCAGGCAUUCGAGGCCCUCGAUCCGCGCAACCGCGAGAACCUGGUCUCCGAUCAGAUGCAGACCCUCGUGACUCGCAAGAAGGUCGCCAAGGUCCUCAGCAAGAAGAUUGCCGAAGUCUGGGGUGAAGAUGGUUAGUUGGGAAGUGUUGCUUGGUAUCGAAUUACUGGAUAUUUUAGUGCCGUGGCUGCUCCGAUACUGUAGUUAUUGGGAUUACGUUGGCU
Molecule: messenger RNA, 2018 nt
Organism: Aspergillus homomorphus CBS 101889
Lineage: Eukaryota; Fungi; Ascomycota; Eurotiomycetes; Eurotiales; Aspergillaceae
Product: crossover junction endonuclease MUS81
Exons: 4
Coding region: 169-1932 (587 amino acids)
Biological process (GO): DNA catabolic process; resolution of meiotic recombination intermediates; mitotic intra-S DNA damage checkpoint signaling
Cellular component (GO): Holliday junction resolvase complex; nucleus
Molecular function (GO): crossover junction DNA endonuclease activity; 3'-flap endonuclease activity; DNA binding
Source: RefSeq, a predicted model, not a curated record